GGGGAGAAUUCUGUUUUCCGUUUCCACACCAACAUACCUUCAGUGAUCAACAAGCGACUUCAGCUACAGCUAGCGAUCAUUUCACUCCUUACAUUCUACUUUUCACAACAUCCUCUUUGGAAAAUGGUAACUUGUAAAUAUAUACCCUACAGAGGCUGAGAUUAUUGAGGCAGAGGAGGCUGAGCCAUCCACACCUCCAAAACCUACACCUCUCACAUGAGUUUAUGGAGGAAGAUUAGGCCGAGCCAUCCACAGCCCCAGCUCCUACACCGCCCACAGGGGCUGAGAUUGUGGAGGCAGAGGAGGUCGAGCCAUCCAUUGCUCCAGCUCCUAUACCACCCACAGGGGCUGAGAUUAUGGAGGCAGAGGAUGUCGAGCCAUCCACAGUCCCACCUCCUACACCUCUCACAUGGGCUCAGAUUGUGAAACAGAAAAAGAAACAGCCUGAGGAGGUUAAGGAGAAGAAGGAGAAAAUCACGGAGUCCAGGGAGCAGAAGAUGCAGGCUGAAGUCAACCAGCAGCUGCCAGAUAAGGUGAAGAAGUUCCCAACUCCUACACCUCUCACAGGGUGUGAGAUUAUGGAGGCAAAGGAGGCCGAGCCAUCCACAGUCCCAACUCCUACACCUCUCACAUCGGCUCAGAUUGUGAAACAGAAAAAGAAACAGCCUGAGGAGGUUACGGAGAAGAAGGAGAACAUCACGGAGUCCAGGGAGCAGAAGAUGCAGGCUGAAGUCAACCAGCAGCUGCCAGAUAAGGUGAAGAAGUUCCCAACUCCUACACCUCUCACAGGGUGUGAGAUUAUGGAGGCAAAGGAGGCCGAGCCAUCCACAGUCCCAACUCCUACACCUCUCACAUCGGCUCAGAUUGUGAAACAGAAAAAGAAACAGCCUGAAGAGGUUACGGAGAAGAAGGAGAACAUCACGGAGUCCAGGGAGCAGAAGAUGCAGGCUGAAGUCAACCAGCAGCUGCCAGAUAAGGUGAAGAAGUUCCCAACUCCUACACCUCUCACAGGGUGUGAGAUUAUGGAGGCAAAGGAGGCCGAGCCAUCCACAGUCCCAACUCCUACACCUCUCACAUCGGCUCAGAUUGUGAAACAGAAAAAGAAACAGCCUGAGGAGGUUACGGAGAAGAAGGAGAACAUCAUGGAGUCCAGGGAGCAGAAGAUGCAGGCUGAAGUCAACCAGCAGCUGCCAGAUAAGGUGAAGAAGUUCCCAACUCCUACACCUCUCACACGGUGUGAGAUUAUGGAGGCAAAGGAGGCCGAGCCAUCCACAGUCCCAACUCCUACACCUCUCACAUCGGCUCAGAUUGUGAAACAGAAAAAGAAACAGCCUGAGGAGGUUAAGGAGAAGAAGGAGAAAAUCACGGAGUCCAGGGAGCAGAAGAUGCAGGCUGAAGUCAACCAGCAGCUGCCAGAUAAGGUGAAGAAGUUCCCAACUCCUAUACCACCCACAGGGGCUGAGAUUAUGGAGGCAAAGGAGGCCGAGCCAUCCACAGUCCCAACUCCUACAACUCUUACAGGGGGUGAAAUUGUAGAUGAAGAGGAGGCUGAGCCAUCCACACCCCCAACUCCUACACCUCUCACAUGGGCUGAGAUUGUAAAACAGAAUACGAAACAGCCUGAGGAGGUUGAGGAGAAGAAGGAGAAAAUUAAGGAGUCCAGGGAGCAGAAGAUGCAGGCUGAAGUCAGCCAGCAGCUGCCAGAUAAAAUGAAGAAGCUCCCUAUGGAGUCUCACCACAGGAAGAACAACAAGAGUGUCGAACUGUUCAUAAGGAAUCUGGACUACAGCCUGGACGACAAGCGCCUAUACAAAGAGUUCCUCCAAUUCGGAGCCGUCAUCAGUGCAAAGGUGGUGAUGGAGAACGGCUGCUCAAAAGGAUUUGGCUUCGUUAGCUAUUCGACAAGUACAGAAGCCAUGGAGGCCAUUAAAGGAAUGAAUGGCAAGAUCUUGGGCAGAAGGUUGGUGUAUGUAGCUCUGUCUAAGAGCAGAGAGGAACACAAGCCUUUCCUCACCCAGACAGAGCAGAAGACAUGGAGCAGCCGGCCUACCAACCCCCGGCAGAGUAAACACAAGGACACACAGAGAGAGAAUACUUUUGAAUGCAAUAAUAUGAUCUAGAAUAGUGCAAUGGUUGUCCCUCUGUCACAUUGACCCGCCAGGAACGUAAAGAAGUACAAGAUGAAUAAAUAAAAACUGCAAGUUAAAAAA
Ictalurus furcatus (blue catfish) is the source of this 2210-nucleotide messenger RNA. RefSeq names its product proteoglycan 4-like. The coding region runs from base 357 to 2120 and encodes 587 amino acids. The transcript has 4 exons. The record is from RefSeq and is a predicted model, not a curated record. Gene Ontology annotation, molecular function: RNA binding. NCBI's taxonomy places the organism in Eukaryota, Metazoa, Chordata, Actinopteri, Siluriformes, Ictaluridae.